Malania oleifera is the source of this 2834-nucleotide messenger RNA. Its product is annotated as nucleolin 1. Gene Ontology annotation, molecular function: poly(A) binding. Bases 437 to 2503 code for a protein of 688 amino acids. Gene Ontology annotation, biological process: mRNA processing; regulation of mRNA stability. The transcript has 9 exons. The record is from RefSeq and is a predicted model, not a curated record. Gene Ontology annotation, cellular component: nucleus; cytoplasm. Lineage: Eukaryota; Viridiplantae; Streptophyta; Magnoliopsida; Santalales; Ximeniaceae.
GGGAGGGUGCGACCCGGUUCCAAACAGCACUCCGGUAGUCUAUAUAUAUACGGACGUAGGGUUCAUCUCUGCUGGACUGAUUCUCCCCACACACAGAGGCUUGUGGGGGGGUACUCUUCUACUCCCACGCGAAACCAGAGCUUUUCCCCGACGGCCUAACAUAACUGAAACAUUUUCCGACUGUUUACCGAGAAAAUACCAGACAUCCGUAAUCGAACAUCGCAUCAGAUUUGUAGAGCCUUCCAAUUCAGUAUCGUUUCGAAGAGGUUCAAUUGUCUGCAUUUGUGGUAGAGUGCCAGUUGUGGUUUAUCUAUACAUUGGAUGUUCGUAGAUUCAAUUUUUGAGCAUCGAAUUGCGUUUAUCAAGCGGUAGAUCGGGGGCGCGAAAGAGUUAUUUUAUUUUCAGGUAUUAAUUGUAGGGUUCUUCUAGGGUUUGUAUGUCGGAGAUGGACGUCGGGAAUGAUGAUCAGACGUUUAGGGUUAACUUUAGCAGCGACGGAGCGGCGAAGUUGAGAGAGAAAGUGAAAGAAAAGUUGAAGGAGUACAUGGGGGAUUACACAGAUGACACUCUCGUGGAAUAUGUGAUUGUGUUACUUAGAAAUGGCAGGAGCAGAGAAGAAGCAAGGAACGAGUUAAAUGUUUUCUUGGGGGAUGACAUUGACUCUUUUGUCUCUUGGCUUUGGGAUCACUUGGCUUUAAAUAUAGAACUUUAUGCGCAACCCUGGGAAUCUUAUCCAGAGGGAGGGGCCAAAGCAAAACCAACAUUGGUGGAACAAGCCGGAAGAAAUGAGAAUCAUGUGGAUCCUGAAUCCGACAGAGGGAAGUCUAGCCGGUUAUCUAGAAGUCGGCACAAUAGGGAGUGGAAAGGACUAGUUAGGGAUGCAACUGAAACCCCUCCUCUUCGGAGCUCUGAGAUUGACAAUCUUCAUAUAGAGGAAAAACUUCAUCGGAAGCAUGCAAAACAAUCUCUCUCCCCUGAACCUUCAGUUCAGAAGAAAAGGAAUCGGCCUGAUGACUGGCAGCAAACCAAGAGGGAUGCUGUUUCUCAAGGAACUGUUGGUGCUCCUCGACGGCUGCUUCAAUUUGCUGUGCGAGAUGCUGUCGCUACUGCGAGACCAUCUAAUUUGGCUGCUGCUGUAGAGCCCACAUUAAAGCGUCUUCGCUCUGUGGUUUCUACAGCCACCAGUGACUCAUCAAUUGUUGAUCGUCCUCUGAGACUCAAGUCAGUUGCAAGAGUGCCUAAUGCAGUGGCAACUGCUGUUAAGGCUGUAGCGGAAGCUGCUGAGGAUGUGAAAAAAGUUAGAUCUUCAGUAAAUGUGUUUGAUCGUCUUAGUCGUGGUGUGGAUGAAUCAGAGACUAUAGAUGAUCAGCAUGCCGAAAUUAGAGAGGCUACUGUUGAAGGAGGAGAAUACAGUGACUUCAACCAAAUUCCAGACACCUACUCAUCUUACCUUCAAAGAAGUGACUACAGUGGACACUAUAUUGGGAAAAUGGCAAUGAUGGAAAGUGAAACAGGGUUGGCUUCUGAUUCUGCAUCUGAUAAUGACGGAUAUGACGAUGUCAACAUAAUGGGUCAUAGGGUAAUGGGUGUUUCUCAGGCUGGCACUUCUGGUGGGAGCAAAGGUGAGGAUUCACUGAUGGUGCAGUAUAGUGUAGCUAAGAAUUCUGAUGACGUUGUGCGGAAAACAUGGACUAAAGAUCAGGAACAACCUGCUGCAGUAGCUAAUGCAUCUCGUAAGAUAGUAAAUAUAUCUGUCAAUGUAAAUACAUGGAAACCACCUCAUUAUCAGGCAUCCAGGGAGGUUACAGAAGUGGAUAGUCGAAAACCUAUGCAGGAGAAUGUGGUGGCCGCUAGCAAGUCUGAUGCAUCGCUGAAGAAGGAGAAUAGCAACAUCAUCACCGCUGGUAAUGGAAAUGCAAAACCAGUUGCAGAUUCUCUGAAAGAGCCUCAGAAGACGCAUUCUGCUACUGUUCCUUAUUCUACUGGUCGUCCUUCAGAGGAUGCUGAUUCUCGCACCAUAUUUGUUAGCAAUGUUCAUUUUGCUGCUACCAAGGACAGUCUUUCUCGGCAUUUUAACAAGUUUGGAGAAGUGUUGAAGGUAGUCAUAAUAACGGAUGCAGCCACUGGGCAGCCAAAGGGGGCGGCCUAUGUAGAGUUCAUGCGGAAAGAGGCAGCAGAGCAUGCUUUGUCUCUGGAUGGCACAUCUUUUAUGUCACGCAUUCUCAAGGUUGUGAGGAAAAGUGCUGCCCAGCAAGAAGCUGCUCCUAUGUUGUCCUGGGCUCGUGCUGUUCGGGGCUCUCCCUUUGCUGUUGGUAGGUUUGCCAGAGCCCCAUUCUCAAGGGGCAUUCCCAGCACAUUUAGGGCCCGCCUCCCAAUUAAGCCCGGCGCAAGGAGUCUGCAGUGGAAGCGGGAUGAGGGUGGUGCUACUGCCACUGCAGGCAACAGUUUUCCCUCACCUACUACCCGAAGCCUCACUUAUAUCCGAACAGAGCCUAAACCCUAGUUGAUUUUAUCAUUUAUUUUUUUCCCCCUCUGGAUGCCCAAAUUAUGUAGUGCAUAAAAUUUGAAUCAUCAAGGACAUUAAUAGCAAAGAACUGCGGAACCCUCUUCUUCCUUAAGUGGAAUAUGUAGUUUGCCUUCUAUGGCUCAAGACAUUUUGCAGGGAUUGGAGGUCUUUUAUCUUCCCCUGUUGGGUUGGGGAGGAAAGGUUUUGGGAGAGAAGAAGAGGAUGCGAGGAAUUGUUUAAAAUAGUUUUGUCUGGUGAGAACCAUAAAGUUAUAUACAUGUUAACAGUACUUCAAAAUUUGUGAAUAGCAGUGGAUGAAUAAUCAUUU